Penaeus indicus is the source of this 2431-nucleotide messenger RNA. RefSeq lists its product as uncharacterized. The coding region runs from base 14 to 2431 and encodes 805 amino acids. The transcript is spliced from 6 exons. The record is from RefSeq and is a predicted model, not a curated record. NCBI's taxonomy places the organism in Eukaryota, Metazoa, Arthropoda, Malacostraca, Decapoda, Penaeidae.
UCGGGAAAUAAUCAUGACACCUCUGGUUUUGUUGGCAGUGCUGGGAGUGUGCUCGGCUGGUCCCUUCACAGGAUACACCCCCGAAGUGCAGGCUGAGAGAGCACGCUUCUUCCAAAGCUUCCGUGCUGCUCAGGCUGCCGCCGUUCCCCAGCAGGCCGUGUACCAUCAUGCUGCCGCCCCUCAGCACGGCUUCCACCACGCCGCCCUCGUCCAGCCCAAGUGGACCGGCCCCGUGGCUGCCACCGUGCCCGCCGGCGUGGACGGCACCAUCACGCCCGUGUCCGACACCCAGGAAGUUGCUGCCGCCCGCAACGCCUUCAACAGCGCCUACCAGGCCCAGCUGAGGGCCACAGUGGGUGCCGUUCCUGCCGCCCACCAUCACGCCCCCACCUACCAUCACGCCCCCACCUACCAUCACGCCCCAGCCGCCCCUCACCACGGCUUCCACCACGCCGCCCCCGUGCAGCCCAAGUGGACCGGCCCCGUGGCAGCCACCGUGCCCGCCGGACUCCCAGGCUCCGCCCCGCAGGUCGCUGACACUCCCGAAGUCGCAGCCGCCAAACAGCAGUUCUUCAGUACAUACAACAGGCAGGCGGCAGCUGCGGCGCCCCCGUCGAGCUGCCGCCUGCCUGUUGUACGUGCUGAAGAACUGCUGCUUGGCGGCUGCGACUUCGGGAGUGUCAGCGACCUGCGGGGCGGAGCCUGGGAGUCCGGCGGGCACGGUGGCUGCCACGGGGCCGGUCCACUUGGGCUGCACGGGGGCGGCGUGGUGGAAGCCGUGGUGAGGGGCGGCUGGGGCGUGAUGGUAGGUGGGGGCGUGAUGGUAGGUGGGGGCGUGAUGGUGGGCGGCAGGAACGGCACCCACUGUGGCCCUCAGCUGGGCCUGGUAGGCGCUGCUGAAGGCGUUGCGGGCGGCAGCCACCUCCUGGGUGUCGGACACGGGCGUGAUGGUGCCGUCCACGCCGGCGGGCACGGUGGCAGCCACGGGUCCGGUCCACUUGGGCUGGACGAGGGCGGCGUGGUGGAAGCCGUGCUGAGGGGCGGCGGCAGCAUGGUGGUACACGGCCUGCUGGGGAACGGCGGCAGCCUGAGCAGCACUGAAGCUUUGGAAGAAGCGUGCUCUCUCAGCCUGCACUUCGGGGGUUUGGGUCUAGUAGUAAUGCCUCGAUGGGGGUGCCGCAGCUGCCGCCUGCCUGUUGUACGUGCUGAAGAACUGCUGCUUGGCGGCUGCCACUUCGGGAGUGUCAGCGACCUGCGGGGCGGAGCCUGGGAGUCCGGCGGGCACGGUGGCUGCCACGGGGCCGGUCCACUUGGGCUGCACGGGGGCGGCGUGGUGGAAGCCGUGGUGAGGGGCGGCUGGGGCGUGAUGGUAGGUGGGGGCGUGGUGGUGGGCGGGGGCGUGAUGGUGGGCGGCAGGAACGGCACCCACUGUGGCCCUCAGCUGGGCCUGGUAGGCGCUGCUGAAGGCGUUGCGGGCGGCAGCCACCUCCUGGGUGUCGGACACGGGCGUGAUGGUGCCGUCCACGCCGGCAGGGACGGUGGCAGCCACGGGUCCGGUCCACUUGGGCUGGACGAGGGCGGCGUGGUGGAAGCCGUGGUGAGGGGCGGCGGCAGCAUGGUGGUACACGGCCUGCUGGGGAACGGCGGCAGCCUGAGCAGCACGGAAGCUUUGGAAGAAGCGUGCUCUCUCAGCCUGCACUUCGGGGGUGUAUCCCGUGAAGGGACCAGCCGAGCACACUCCCAGCACUGCCAACAAAACCUGCCAAAGAAAUUUCUUUGUUUAUUGCGGGUCUUCGAUCGGGAAAUAAUCAUGACGCCUCUGGUUUUGCUGGCAGUGCUGGGAGUGUGCUCGGCUGGUCCCUUCACGGGAUACACCCCCGAAGUGCAGGCUGAGAGAGCACGCUUCUUCCAAAGCUUCCGUGCUGCUCAGGCUGCCGCCGUUCCCCAGCAGGCCGUGUACCACCAUGCUGCCGCCGCCCCUCAGCACGGCUUCCACCACGCCGCCCUCGUCCAGCCCAAGUGGACCGGCCCCGUGGCUGCCACCGUCCCCGCCGGCGUGGACGGCACCAUCACGCCCGUGUCCGACACCCAGGAGGUGGCUGCCGCCCGUAACGCCUUCAGCAGCGCCUACCAGGCCCAGCUGAGGGCCACAGUGGGUGCCGUUCCUGCCGCCCACCAUCACGCCCCCACCUACCAUCACGCCCCCACCUACAAUCACGCCCCAGCCUCCCCUCACCACGGCUUCCACCACGCCGCCCCCGUGCAGCCCAAGUGGACCGGCCCCGUGGCAGCCACCGUGCCCGCCGGACUGCCAGGCUCCGCCCCGCAGGUCGCUGACACUCCCGAAGUAGCAGCCGCCAAACAACAGUUCUUCAGCACGUACAACAGGCAGGCGGCAGCUGCGGCGCCCCCGUCGAGGCAUUACUACUAG